GUCAAUAAAGCAUCACGGGAGUUGUAGUUUCUUUUUCUGCAACAGCAGGUCAGGUCCCUUUCAGCAUGAACUACAAGUCCCAGAAGCCUCCAGCAAAGGAAGGAAUUUGGUUUCCACAGAAACCAAAGCUGGCCGGUGAUUGGCCGAGCGAGCUGUCAGUCAGCGUGCGGCGGUGGCUGGCGGCAGUUCCCAUGUGUGAGGCUGCUGGGGCCCGGAGGCUUGCCCUGUGCUUGCUGUGCGGCCUGCCCGCCUCGGGGAAGUCGACGCUUGCCGAGUCACUGAGGAAGCGCGCGCUCGGCGAGUCCGUGGUUGUUGUGGUGACGUAUGAUGACGUCAUUACCGCCGCCAGUUUCUCGGAGGAACUCGCUAGUCGCCUCGGCCAAGCUUCGGGCAUCUCCGCGGAACCUGGAGGAGAGGAGGCGAGUGAACUGGCCAAUCAGGGCACAGAUAGGCAUCACGUGACGCGGUGCAGUCUCCUUAUAAGGAGGCUUGAGCCGCACAGUUAUAAAAUGGCUGACUUGUGUUUAUUUGUAAUGUGUGGGAUGCAGGGAGAGGGAUUAAUGUAUUACAGGCCAGCUGGCCUCAGUCUGUCCUACACCCUAUAAUAAUAAUAACAUGUUCCAAUGGUGUCCUCUCUCUGCUGCCUGUCACCCAAGCUCUCAGCCCUGUGGAUAUGUCUGUCUCUUCCAUUCUGAUACUCUCUCCCCAGCUGCCUGACUGUCUCCUCAGCUCUGUUCUGUCAGAUGUCUCUCCCCUACUGUAUCUAUCUCCCCCACUGUACCCAUCUAUCUCCCCCACUGUACCCAUCUAUCUCCCCCACUUUACCUAUCUCCAACACUGUACCUAUAUCUCCCCCACUGUACCCAUCUCCCCUACUGUACCCAUCUCCCCCACUGUACCUAUAUCUCCCCCACUGUACCCAUCUCCCCUACUGUAUCUAUCUCCCCUACUGUAUCUAUCUCUCCCUACUGUACCCAUCUCCCCUACUGUGUCUAUCUCCCCUACUGUAUCUAUCUCCUCUACUGUACCUAUAUCUCCCCUACUGUACCUAUAUCUCCCCCACUGUACCCAUCUCCCCUACUGUAUCUAUCUCCCCUACUGUACCCAUCUCCCCCACUGUAUCUAUCUCCUCUACUCUAUCUAUCUCCCCCACUGUACCUAUAUCUCCCACACUGUACCUAUAUCUCCCCCACUGUACCCAUCUCCCCCACUGUACCUAUAUCUCCCCCACUGUACCUAUAUCUUCCCCACUGUACCCAUAUCCCCUACUGUAUCUAUCUCCCCUACUGUACCCAUCUCCCCCACUGUAUCUAUCUCCUCUACUGUACCUAUCUAUCUCCCCUACUGUACCUAUCUAUCUCCCCUACUGUACCCAUCUCCCCCACUGUACCCAUUUCCCCUACUGUACCUAUCUCAUAUCCCCCAGCUCUGUUACUCUCCCUCCAUCUAAUUGACUUUCCUCUUAUCUACACCUGCCAAUUCUUUCAGCACUCCAACCUGACUUGUUAAAGGGACACUAUAGUCACCACAACAGCUACAGCAUAAUGUAGUAAUUCUGGUGUAUAUAGCCUUCCCUGCAGGCUUCUUAAAGCGUCACUGUCAUGGCCGAAUCCCGUUUGUUUUUUAACCCCCCUUACUGACUCCACUACAUCUAAUUGCCCCCUCCUCCCAUAGUCACCCCCGAAUGUCCCUAAGCCCCCAAUAUUACAUAUUUUUGCAUCUUUAUUUUGUGCCCAAACCUAGGUCCUGGGCACCGCCGCCUUUGUGUGGGUAGAUGAAGUCCCUGUGGGACACGUCGUCUGCCCACACUAGAUAGCGCUGUAAGAUUCCCGCGCAUGCCCAGUGAAACAGAUGGGCAUGCGAACGGGAAUUUCAUCCAUUCAUUUGUCAGAAAGACGAAUAAAUUAAUAGAAAUUUUAAACGAAUGAACGAAGACCUCUUUGUUCAUUUGUUUGGUUUAUUACAAGGAGGGAGCUACCGGCGCACAGCUCCCUCCUUGUAAUAUGUAAAAAUAGAAGCGGCAGGGAGCAGUGCUCCCCGCCACUUCCUAAGCCCCCCCAUGUCCUCCCUCACUCUAUGGGGGUCAAUAUGACCCCCAUAAUAGCAUAAGGAAGAUUAAAAUCUGUGAGUUAGGGCAUGUCUACUAAACAGUGAGCAGCCAGUGGCACCUCCCCUUCCCCCCCCCCCUAUGGUGGGGCAUCUAUUAACAAGCGGGGGGCACAUAGUGCCCCGCAAUUGGGAGCUAUAAAAGUAAACUGGGGACAUAGGGUCCUCCUUGGCCCCCAUCCAUCACCCAUGAGCAGCAGGUGGGGCCCUAAAUGAAAAUGGGUCUGGGUGGACCUAGUGUCCUCCCACCGGCCCCCACCCCUGAGCGGCGGGUGGGGGCCCUAAAUAACAAGAAGGGGGGGGACCUAUUGUCCUUCUCCCCGGCCCCCACUAUUGAGCAGUGGGUAGGGGCACUAAAUUACAAUAAGCAGGGGGGGUGGGGCGAUUGUCCUUCUCCCCGGCCCCCACCCCUGAGCGGGGAAGGGUGGGUGGACCUUGGGUGAGUUCCCACACUUUUUUCGCCAGGACUUGACCCCUGGUUAUUCACUAAAGUGUGAGUUUUAGAUAUAAGUUAAAUAUAGCCAAACUGGAAAAUUCUCGAAAUCAACUAUGCAACCAGUUUGCCAACUUUGGUGUUAAAUGUCCACUCUGAAUUCUCACUUUAGUGGAGACACUUUUGGUAGACAGUCUUCGGCACUCCAGGUCUUGUGGACUAUAUCUCCACUGAUGCUUUAUCAGCAUAAUGGCUGUAAGAGCAUUAUUGGAGAUGUAAUCUAUAACAUCUGGACUGCUUAAAGUUGACUAGCCCUGCUUUAGUAAAUAGCCAUGACGGAUAAGUGAUAUAUCAUCAUCCAUAUGAUUAAAAGGGGAGACCAUAACUUCUCAGAUUACCUUAUUCAAAACAUGAACAUUUUGAAAGACUGGAAAGUGAACAAGAAUAUUUGUCAGAUAUCAAUCAGCCUAUAACAAGUUUGUGGAUGUAAAAAUGAUAUGAAAUUCUGUGAAUUUAAGUUUGGCUUGUAUAUAUAUUUCUUUUGAUAACCAGGGUUAAGAAAGCAGGGGUAAUUUUGAUUCCUUUCUGGUCAAAACAUGCAUAGUUUAUAGAUCUCCUGAACUUAUUCCAGGGGGAAAAAUAGAUGCUGUCACACAAACACAUUUUGUAUCACCCCGGUUAAAAAACACAGUUGACCUGCUCUAAGGUCAGGGCAUAACUAUUGAAGCUUUAAAUAAUAUACUUAUCCUUCUAGGUUUAAAAAAUGUGAGAUGGACUUCAAAAGUAACCUUUGCCCAGUUGGUAAGAUCAUUUAUUAUAUGGACUGUGAAACCAAAAAAAAAGGAGCCCCUACGUUUGCUGCAGCCUUUAUACCAGCACAUUAGCAAUAUUCGGGAUCAAGAAGCUUGUGCGUCGUGGAAUCAAAUCUGGAAAACUAUUUGUACAUUUUCAAGGCAUCACUAAUCAGGCAUACUUUCCUCAGAUGAUGCAAUAUUCAGCAUCACAGUCUGUCAGACCGGCGUAAGCUACUAUUCUGUCCCUGCAUAUAUUAUGCUAACUGUGUAUCUUGGAUGGAAAACAGAAUUUUAUUUUAUUUUUCUUCCUGUCAGUCUGUGCAGAAUUAAUGGGGAUCAUUGGUUAGUCUUUCAAUCAGAAUUAUGUAAGUUUAAAUUGAGUGAAGCAUGGCAAAUUAGCUAAGUGUUUAAAUCAUGCUAACUGUGAAUAUAUAUAUAUAUAUAUAUAUAUAUAUAUUCUUUCUUUUUUUAGACUUCACUUUGGAAGCAGCUUCGCCGUCUCCUCUUGCAGUACAUUGAGCAACUUAUAGAUGCAUUUCUGAACUCUUCUGGCUUAGUACAACCCUUUUGCGUAUCAGAAAAAACUUGGCAUCGGUUCAUAGGCUGUCUGGAACGUCAAGGCCUGAUCUUGAAUGCAGCAUCAGACGUUAAGACGCCAAGUUUCACUCUAAACAUUCCAGAAAACAACUCUCUCUGUCUUGUCUUGGAUGAUAAUUUUUAUUAUCAAAGUAUGCGAUAUGAAGUUUACCAACUGGCACGUAAAUGUAAGUACAUCCUUAAUGCAAGCUUUAUAAUGAUGCAAGAACAAGCAUACUUUAUACAAAUAUAAAAGACCUCAAAUUGGUCUCACAGUUGCAAGAUGGUUCCACUCAUACAUAGCUCUUUGUAUGCAAUCUAUGACUGCUGCAAUUAGCAGUGGUGUUUAUUUUUCUAAAUGGUAUGGAGCAGACUUAGUUUCACGAAUGUAUUUUAAUCUGUAACCGAACUAAUCGAUCAGUCUGGGAUAUACCUAUGGAGUCUAAAGCUCCCAGUAAAUCCCAGACUGAUCGUUUUGUUUGGGCGCAGAUUAAAAGGCAUUUGAUUUGUUUGUUGCAGCUGAAUCUCAUUUUUGCACAAGUCUAGAAUGGAGAUGCCAGAGCAGGUUGUGAGUCCUCUCUUUAUGAAGCUAUGAUGUUGUGACAUCACCACUCCCUGCAUAACGGAAGGUUUGUAUGCCGGAAGCAUACUCUGUGAAAUAUGUUUAUUUGCAUACCUUAGUAGGCAGUAAAUAUAUUUUAAAUACUUAACAAAUAACUUGACAUGACAGGUGCACUAGCUGCAUUAUGAUCAAUAUAAUAUAUAUUCAGAUAUUACAUGAGCUGCUUAAUAUUUCAGAUCACGAUAACUAUUUAUUUUUGUUUGAUUCAUUCAGGUAGCAGUGUAAACAUAUAUUACAUGCAUUAACUUGUGAGUUGUAGACUGGUUUGGCCUGUGUGUAUUGAACUGCCACGGGAGGCAGACUUAGUUUUGCAAUGUAAACAUUGCAGUUUCUCUAAAACUGCAAUGUUUAACAUUGCAGCAAUAGGUACACAAGGGACACUGUACCCAAACCACUUCAAUGAGUUGAAGUGGUCUGGGUGCCUAUAAUAAUCCUUUAAUGCAAUAGGGCUGACACAAGUAACAUGCCAAUAUGAGAUUGCUCCAUUUCAAAGGAACAUACUUAUAUACAAUUUUAUAUUCCUUUGCUUUCAGAUUCUGCAGGUUUCUGCCAGAUUUAUUUGCACUGCCCAGUUGACUGCUGUGUGAUGAGGAAUAGAAGCAGGGCUUGCCCUGUCCCAGAUCAAACCAUUUGCCUUAUGGAGCAAAAAAUCGAGAAGCCCAAUACAAAGAAAAAUACAUGGGAGCAAAACAGCUUGAUCAUUGACAGCUCAGAAAAAGACAGUAUGCAAGAGUAAGAUAACUGAUUUCAGGAAUGGCAAUAACACAUUUCUUCCCCUUUCUGCACAUUCCUCUGGUAUUUAGGAGGUUCCUUAAACCGCAAACAAAAAAUAUAUAUUUUUGAAAGUUACUGUAUACACUAAUUUCAACAUGAUUUUGGUUUAUUCACACAUUCUUUAAUGACACAGCCUAAGAUCUGAUCUUGGAAGUUUUAUGGGAAAAGCCAUUGGCUGGUUAUCAAUGCUGUCUGUUCUUGGCACUGGUAAUGCCAAAUGCCAAUGAUACAAUGCAUUUUCUGCAAGUUGUGUUUUUUAGACGCUCUUGCAACAAGAGGUAAUAACAUGUGUCACCCUAUGACCCAUAUCAGGGGUAGGCAGCCUUCGGCACUCCAGAUGUUGUGGAAAUCAGCACAUCUAUACAAUAUUGGGUAUUUUCUAGAAAGACAUUUACAAAUCUGAAAUUGCUUUUUAUUUAUAUGUUUUAUACCACGACAUAGAAGUUUAAUGUGAAUGUAACUAUGUAUUGUUUCUUUACAGUUCAAAAAUACCUGACUUGAUAAGUCAAGCUUUGGAGAAUCCUAUAACCCCUGUCGAAGAAGACUAUGAGAGGAAGGUAAAAUAGAUGUAAAUAUCAGCUACUGCACUUAAUGACUAUCAAGAUGUGUUCUUUCUCUUAUGUUGUGUAGACAUGGGAAUCUUUGUCAUCACUAAUUAAAAUUGUUAAAAAAAUAAAUAAAAAAGAAAGUCAGCUAAACUGAAAUUCUUACUAUAAAGUGUUUAUUUCAGUAUCCAUUUACCCAUAGACAAUAACUAGAAACCAUAAUUAUAUGUAGGAGUUCUAGAUAAGUAAUAACAUGUAUGUAGGGCUUACAGUACUUUCAGAUUAGAGUCUUACACUGGAGCAGCUUUUAUAUCUAGGUUUUAAUUUUUGCUUUUUAGCUAUAGUUUGCAAGCACAACUGUUGGCACAUUCAAGAGAUACUGUCACCUAAAAAUGACUCUCAUAAAUCCAUUUAAAGUAUGAUACAAAUAGAUUACUAUGGCUUGGUUACAUGAAAAUAACAUUUGCUUGACUUAACAUUUAAAGUUGUGCCAGUUGUUCAUUGUGGACAUGGCCCUCUUUGAAUUGCCUACAUUGGUAGAUCAAAAAAGAAUACAUUGCAGAGAACAUGUGAUGGCAGCAGCCAAUCUGAGCCUGUGAAUGGCAGAUUCGCUCCUCACUUUCAGGAAACAGUAAAUUAUUUUGAAUUAAUUUCAUUUCUUCCCUGGGGGCUCUGGGGCACUGGCCCCUGCCUCCCUGUCACCAUAAAAUCUCUGGCUGAGCUAAGCCUAACAAUCAAUAAGCUCGCACUGCACAGCAGCACUUGGCUCAGGAGAGCUAACACACUCUCCUAGCAGAUGCUUCUGGCUCUCAAUGCCGAAAGGAGAGAAGCUGGAAUCGUUGCCCAGUGGACUGCAGGUAUGGAAUCAAACUGCUAACAGUUCAAGUAGUCACAUUAGGGGGAUAGGCACUCCUUGUACCAUAUCCACUACAAAACUCUGUAGUGAUUAUGGUGCCUGGAGUGUUACUUUAAAAUAAACUGGUUACUGAGUAAUAUAUUUAAAAUGAUCAAUAUAAGGUAGACACCAUUUUUAAAAUGUUAUAUGAUGGUGCAUAGAUUUUAUGGUGACAAAACUACUUUAGGUGGAUGAGCAAAAUUAUAUACACACUUUUAAAUAUGAAAGAGGGAAUUUCAUUUUUUGGCAAGUAAUGCAAGUAAUUUUACAACUAAAAUUAUAAAAUGGACUUCAUACCUUGCUAACUGCUUGAUGAGCCUGAUGCUGUAUUAUAUUGAUUAUAUUUCUACAUGAAAUUAUUGGACUGUGAUUUGGAUCAGUUCUCAUAUUUUUUGCAUCUGUAAGCAGGAACAGGACCGCGCUAUUUGUGCAGCCAAUAUCCUCCAUCAAGCUGAUAAGAUUUAUCGACGCUUGAUAUCCGAGACUAUGCAGACAAUGAAAGGUAGGGAUGCAAUCUAAACAAUGCUUUCUUCUCAUGUCUUGUUUACAGUUUAACUAGUAUGACUUUUCAGUUUUCCACAUUGUAUAAUAGUUUCAAAGUAGAAUAUGUAAUAAUAAAGACGAAACUGUGAAUUUUAUGUAUAAUGGCUCAAUAUUUCCACUAGCUAUUGGCAAGUGGAAAAUUAGCCCUGACAAGAUUGCUUGGUCUGUCUAUCUCUAUUGUUAUGGGCCACUGUAAACCUCCUACAGCUUUCCAAUUUUGUAACAGACUAAGAAAAAAAAACCUAAUUCUUGACUCCAGAAUGGCAGUGAGAUCUCUCCUUGAUAAGCUGUGCCCAGCCCAAACACAGAAGCUGUGGCCGAGCUGUGUAGGACACAGAGUGGGGAUGUGACAAACAAGUCCCCACCGCAUCAGUCUCUGCCGGGCCAGACAGGAAAGAGCAGUAAUUUAUGUGUGAAAUGCUCUGCCACGCUACAAUAUAAGUGGGAAAGCGACUUUAGCAAUAGGACCCAACUGGUUGCAACCCGGACCCCGUGCUGUGAGCAGGCUGACUGGGGAGGUUAGAGCUCCCCAUCCAAAUCAGUAUACUGCUUACUGUGUUCAGAUCCCCAGGAGCUGAGUGCUCAGUCAGCCCCUGGUAUUCAGUAUAUUGACAAAAUACUAAAUGGUGAUUUUGCAAGGCCCUCUCCCCUUGCCUAGCCAGUUUAUUUUUUUAGUUGUUUAGUUUUCUUAAGUCAAGCCUUGGCUUAACUUUUGUUUUAAUUGUAGGUACCAUUUCAGUGGAAGAAAUGAAAAUGGUGGCACAGGAACUACAGAGAGCAAAAUCCAAACUUCUGGAAAAGCUGAGGCAAAGUAUGUCACACAGGGUGCCCUGUGCUGCUGAUAUGAUGUUCUUGAUUAAAGAACAGGUAGACAACAUUGUACAUCCAUAUUUAUUUAAAGAGUAGAUCAAAUACUCUUAAUAAAUGAACCUCACAAAUGCAGGCAAAAACCAUAGAUGUACCAAAAUGUUAUUUUCAGACUUAAGUGACUAACACGCACUGUAACGUAUUUGUAGUAUAAAUGUCUCCCUUAUGUUUCUACCUCUUUGUACAGCACAGAUAUGCAGCAUUUAUAUUAAAAAUACAUUUUUAUAUAAAAUAUUUUUUUUGUAUUGAGUUUAACUUUGAAGAGCACAGGGAUCCAAAAUGGUUCCUUCAUCUUUAUAAACUAUUGAAGACUAUACAGAGGGAAUAGUGCAACAGAAAAACCAAAACCUCUUUUGUGAUUAGGGCAAAUUCACUGCCCCAGGAUGCCUCUAUCUACAGAGAAAUUAAGGGAUUCAUUUGAAUGCAGUACUUUUAUGUGCAUAGUAAAAUUAGUGCAUGUAAAUUUAAAAAAAUAGUAAAAAAAUAAAUCUUACCACCCAAAUCUAGCUUUAUGUUCGCUAUUAGGGUGUGUGAAAAUCCCAC
Pelobates cultripes (western spadefoot toad) is the source of this 8698-nucleotide messenger RNA. NCBI's taxonomy places the organism in Eukaryota, Metazoa, Chordata, Amphibia, Anura, Pelobatidae. The record is from the annotation of a GenBank genome assembly.